This is a messenger RNA of Seriola aureovittata, 1041 nucleotides long. It is a transcript of the gene hspb6, whose product is annotated as heat shock protein, alpha-crystallin-related, b6. Gene Ontology annotation, biological process: protein refolding; response to heat. Gene Ontology annotation, molecular function: protein folding chaperone. The transcript is spliced from 4 exons. The record is from RefSeq and is a predicted model, not a curated record. Bases 163 to 597 code for a protein of 144 amino acids. NCBI's taxonomy places the organism in Eukaryota, Metazoa, Chordata, Actinopteri, Carangiformes, Carangidae.
CCCAGAGGAGCUCGGAGCCAGACAGGCUGACGUACUGGUUCAUCACUGGAUCUCACAAUAUCUCAUUCAGGACUUAACACACGCAGGGGAACACGAGCUGUUAAACAGGGGCUGUCCUUUCCGUCGUACACACUAACUUGGUCAGGGAAUUUAAGAACAGAAAUGGACUUCAUCCUGCCACCUACUCUGCCAGCCGGUGGUAUCCCAUGGGAGAAGGUUUUACCACCUCUCAUUCCUCGGCUGAAUGGUACCUAUGGACAAUAUAAUUGGUCUCCGAAAUUACUGAUACCAGAGACUGAUAAUACCAGCCCUGCAGAGGUGAACUGUGAUGACACUGGAUUUACAGUUCAAGUUGAUGUUAAGCAUUUCAACCCAGAGGACCUCAUGGUUAAAGUCAUAGGGGACUUUAUAGAGGUUCAAGGAAAGCAUGAAGAAAAGAAGGAUGGUCCUGGGUUUACAACACGGCAGUUUAGCCGCCGCUACCGAAUCCCAAAGGGAGUGGACACCAUGGCUUUGGAGUCAGCAGUCUCUCCAGAUGGCAUCCUUAUCAUAUCUGCACCUAUGCUGGAAAAUGACAACUCCAGAUCCCUGACCUAAUCACAUUAAUACCAUACAAUCAGAUCACUCUACCAUAUUCACCAUGUAUGACAGCAAAUGCAACAGAAGCCAGAACACACAGGCACAAACAGAAAUAACUUCAGGCUCCUCCAGUCACAGCAACACUCCGCAUGUGCCAAAACACACAUUUGUCCUGUUCUUGGCACUGUUCUAAUAUUCCCUGCUCUCUGAGGUUUGUAUAUACUGUCCUGCUAAUAUUCAUCAAUCUUACAUAAUGUUUCAAGGAACUAGUCUUUGUAAAUAUUCUGCGUUCACGUAUCAAACUGCUGUUUUUUUUGUGAAAUUUUUGUAAAAUGCCCUGUAUUGUGAUUGUGAUUAAUGAUGCACAAGCUUAUCUCCAAACUCUUUAAUGUGGAAAUAUUUCUUCAAAAAAAGUACAAAUAAACUUUAUUUCUUUUAUAAAAAUAAAAAAAAGUGACUGCA